GACAAAACCAGGACCGUGAACGGAUAAAAGGAUCACAUUCUCUCACGCGACGAAAUGAAGGUUUACGUGAUUCUCCUACAGGUGAUGGUGGCAGUGACGACGGCAGAGGAAACGAUCCUGAAAUCACCGAUCAAUGAAGGACUGAUUAACGUUGUGAACAUUUGCCAAGAGGAUUAUUACCCGUGCACCUGCGAGACAUAUCCAUUCGACCUGAUUCCUUCUCUCUAUGUAAAUUGUAAAGACGUUCCUUCGUUCGAGUCCGUUCAGGCCGCCUUCCGGCGCACUUCGGCCCCACAAGUCAAAGAAUUCAUUUUGACCAUUCCGAUCUUCGAAACAAACAAAACCAUUCCUGCCAAUUUGCUGAGUGGCAAAGGUGCCCAAGAGAUCACGCUGAAUUGUCCUAGCACGGAGACGCAGUUGACGGUCGAUCCUGCGGCAUUUAACUCAUCGGAAGACUACACAAAUUUCAUCAAAUUCAGCACAUGCGAUCUGAGCCAAUUGGACUACAAAUUUCUGACAAAUUUCAACGUUUUGAAAGAGAUUUAUUAUGCAAGUUCGAUUAACGUUUCUCGCUGGCCCAACCUUCCCAAUCUGCCAAGCCUUCGGAAGUUAUCAAUCAACAGUUCACCUGAUUUUAAAGACUUUAAAAGUCUACCAAUCUCCCAAUUACCAGCUCUGAGCGAGUAUUCCAUUCGACUGUGUCCUAAUUUCGAACUAUUGCCCAACACAACUGCAACGAAAACACUGAUAAUCGAAUCAUGUCCACUUUUCAACGAAUGGGAUAAUGUGGCCCGACAGAAUAGAUUAACUUCUCUAUCGCUAAUCAGUUUGGACAGUCAGACUAUUGAAAAUGCUCUGGAUAAGAUUUCAUCUUCUCCUGUGGUCGACAUCUUGGAAGAAUUGAUUUUGACGUUUAACGGUCUGACGCAAGUUCCAUCGCAAAUUCAACUGUUUUCUCAGCUACAAAAUGUCACUCUGUCCGACAACAACAUUUCAACGGCUGGAAAUGGUUCACUCGCUUUUAGUACACCUAAACUAAAAAGAUUGUUCUUGAAUCGGAACGGACUGUCUCAUUUUGAACCAGAGGCUUUCCAAGGUGAUUUUAGCGUGUGCGAAGUCCUAUUGGGGUAUAACAAUUUAACAAAAUUGGAAUCUUCCGUUUUCAAGUCGGUCCUUGAACAAAUGGAUGCGACUGAUGUUGGAUAUUUUUCCGUCGAAAAUAAUCCUUUCGAAUGCGAUUGUGACCUGGCCUGGAUAUUUCGCGAUAAUCUUUACUUAAGAGAUCAAAUCAAAAAUGGAAAAUGCACCAACGGAAGUUACUUUUCAUCGCUUGGCCCGACAGAUUUCGCUUAUUGUAACAAAGACACCUCUACUUCACUAUCCUCUACUACCGUUCAAUCGCCAACGACGCCGAGUACUGGUGUUGCAUCAUGUCCGCUAUUCGAUCCUGUUUCCUUUCUUAUUACAUUCGCCAUUUUUUCAUUUCAAGUUCUUGUCCUAAUCUAAAGCUUUUGCUUAC
Messenger RNA from Daphnia pulex (common water flea), 1519 nucleotides. RefSeq names its product oplophorus-luciferin 2-monooxygenase non-catalytic subunit-like. Gene Ontology annotation, cellular component: membrane. Lineage: Eukaryota; Metazoa; Arthropoda; Branchiopoda; Diplostraca; Daphniidae. Bases 55 to 1506 code for a protein of 483 amino acids. The transcript has 4 exons. The record is from RefSeq and is a predicted model, not a curated record.